Molecule: messenger RNA, 1429 nt
Organism: Mytilinidion resinicola
Lineage: Eukaryota; Fungi; Ascomycota; Dothideomycetes; Mytilinidiales; Mytilinidiaceae
Exons: 1
Coding region: 1-1020 (339 amino acids)
Source: RefSeq, a predicted model, not a curated record
AUGGCCAACAACGCCACCAUGGACGGCCCUACUCCAGAAGCUCCUUGUAUCCUCUUGGCAAUACCUCAAGAGCUCCGUGACAAAAUUCUCUUCUUCGCCCUCCCAGAAGCGUACGCGCUCCCCAUCUCCUGGGACCCGCGUGACGGCCGCCAAGUCACACCGGUCGGACUGUACCCAAAAGCGCCCUACCCAUUCAACGAGACCGAGGAGCACUCCUACCAACCCAUCCCCCUCCUCUCCGUCUCUUACCAGAUCCGCUCCGAGUCCCUCUCCGUGCUCUCCCACCAAAUUCUCCUCGAAGUCUGCACUUUCGAAGCCCUCUCGGCUCUCCUUCCCCUUAUUCCAGACGUCGCGCCCCUCCCAACGUUCCCACGAAACUUCCACCUCAACAUCUUCUACGGCUUCAGCCUCUGGAUCCCAGAGUACGUGGACCCGUUCAAGACGCCAGGCCCGACCAAGACGCGAGGGUACUGCAAAGCCUGGCUGGCGCAGCUCGAGCGACUCCCCGCCAACACCGACACCGUGACACUAGACUUCUCGCACCCGGUCGCCGGGAACGACCAGCGGGAACGCCUUCUAGACUACGACAAGGAACCGCUGGUGCUCGUGCAGCGCGGGUCGGCGAAGCUGUGGCGGAAGACGUGCGGUAAGGUGACGGUGAAUGUGAUUGGGUGGGGAUUGGCUAGAAGGCAGGACUCGACGACUGUGCUGGAACGAUCUGUCUAUUGCCCUGGUCGGAAAAAAGGAAAGAAGGAGAACAGGAGCUCCGGUGGUUGUACCCAAAACUUUUGGAGCGUACUUUCUGACCUCGAGGUUGAGGAGGAGUAUGAUGAAGAUGAGGAUGAGGACUAUGAAGAGUCUGACGAGGAGUCUGACUCUGAGCCAUACGAGGAGGAUUUGGAUUCUGGAGGGGAGAGCGACUACACUUCUGACAUUGAGGAAGAGGAGUCUGUAGAAGAGGGGUCGAAUAGCUUGGCGUCUUAUAUCACAAGAGGACGAAUCUGUCGACGAGCAGUCUAGGACUUGCAAGUCCGAGUCUGAAGAUGUGGGAGAAGUGGAAGAGGACAUCACUGUCAGGCCAGCUCCUCAAGCAGAGUCUGGAUCGACCUCGACCUUUUGGAGUGUUCUUUCUGACCUCGAGCCUGCCUGAGGAGUACAAUGCCUCGUCAUAGAAAUCCGUACACUGGUUUACCGCUGUGUGAGGAGCUUCAUAGUGUUUUCAGCAUUCCGAAUGAUGAAAAAGUUCGGCAUUUUGGAGAACAAGUAGACUCGCGAGGUUACUCCAGACAGCGUCAGCUAGAUGUACGCAAAUCGGAAACGUAGCCGCUCCGCUAUCACCGGUUUUCAUUAGUAAGGAGUGCCACCAAUAGCGGCAGGGAAGUGUACGGAUAUUUAUGGCAAGGCAUUGUAAGUAAGGGGUGUGUGCGAU